GCUGGAUGCGUCGAUUCGACGACCUCAGAACGUACCUUCCUUCAAUUCUUUGUCGCUCAAGGCCCACGAAGCUUUCUCGAACGCCAAACCCCGACGGCACAAACCACAAAAUCUCGGCAUUUCGACAGUGCCUACCGCAUAGCAGCUUCGUCCCUGGGAUUGCCGCCAUUCUCUCUCAGCUUCAGUGGCUGAGCUCAGGACUCUGGACAGGACGGAGGGGGACGUUGAUUGAUCGCCUAGCCAUGCGCCGUGACUCGUGAGCCACGCAAACCACCAUGGCGAACCCUCGGCCAGGCGCCUCUGAUGGACCAUCCAACACCGAGCCCAACGGGCCUCAGUCUUCAGGGGGGGAUGGAGGAGGAGGACCCUUUUUCACCCGACCGUUCACACUCUUAGAGGCACUUCCUUACACGCCUUUCACCUCAAUUGUCCCCAUCGACUCGGGCCUCAUUCUACCUCCCUCUAUUGGCGCGGCGUCACCUGCGCCGAGUCUCAACGACCUGAUAUCCAGUCAGGACUUCGAUGCUCUGAACCAAGAGGCCCAGACCCACGAUACCGCCUCGAAGCGCCUUCAGCAGACCAUGAGCCAGCUUCAGCAUCUGAUCAAGCGAACGGCCAUAACCGAGUUGUAUGUUCUGACGUCAGGUUGAAGAGAGAGUGGACUGACAGCUUACAACUUCCAGCAAGUUCAAGACGGGCCCCAAAA
Lasiosphaeria miniovina is the source of this 706-nucleotide messenger RNA. RefSeq lists its product as uncharacterized. Lineage: Eukaryota; Fungi; Ascomycota; Sordariomycetes; Sordariales; Lasiosphaeriaceae. The transcript has 2 exons. The record is from RefSeq and is a predicted model, not a curated record. The coding region runs from base 276 to 650 and encodes 124 amino acids.